Messenger RNA from Cercospora beticola, 2621 nucleotides. RefSeq names its product proline--tRNA ligase. The record is from RefSeq and is a predicted model, not a curated record. NCBI's taxonomy places the organism in Eukaryota, Fungi, Ascomycota, Dothideomycetes, Mycosphaerellales, Mycosphaerellaceae. Gene Ontology annotation, biological process: prolyl-tRNA aminoacylation. Gene Ontology annotation, cellular component: aminoacyl-tRNA synthetase multienzyme complex; cytoplasm. Gene Ontology annotation, molecular function: ATP binding; proline-tRNA ligase activity.
AAGCUGCUCAGAGCGCGCGUCUUGAUCUCCCCCGCGCUGCAGAAACAGGGGUCCUGCAUUUCGUGUUCGAAUUGUGUGAGUCGAAACACUGCUGCGGGCACUGCCAUUGCGACACCGCCGCCUCUGCCUCCGUCUAGACACCGCUCCACCCCACGCCUUCCAAGCUCCGUGACGAGUCGACGACCACCUGCCCAGCUGCUCACAUCGCCAAGUGAGUCACGAAACACUCCAGGAACGCAUAAAGCCCAGCAACACCGCCAAUGGCUGGCAACGGCAUCGAGGCCAAGAUGGAAGAUCUCAAAGUCGAGGGCAGCAGCGUCGCCAACGCUAGUGCCGAUGCCUCUACCGGAGCUGCACCAACCGAUAAGCCUAAGAAGCAAGAGAAGGAGCGCAAAGACCAGAAUGCGGGCAAGAAGCCCAAGGAGAAGAAGGACAAGCCACCACAAGGUCAGGGCCAGGCGAAGAAGAAGGCCGACGGCCCCGAAUUGAUUGGAAUCACUGAACCAAAGACGGGCGACCUGUCGGAAUGGUAUCAGCAAGUCAUCCUCAAGGGCGACAUGCUCGACUUUACCGAUGUUCCAGGAUGCUACAUCUACCAGCCUGCCUCGUACCGGAUAUGGGAAUUCAUCCAGGACUACUUCAACGAGCGCAUUCGCAAGAUGGGCGUCAAGAACUGUUAUUUCCCACUCUUCAUUUCGGAAGCCAACUUGCAGCGUGAAAAGGACCACAUCGAGGGCUUCGCUGCCGAAGUCGCUUGGGUCACAGAGGGCGGAAAGUCGAAGCUGGAGAAGCGAUUGGCUGUGCGUCCUACAUCUGAGACGGCCAUGUACAGCUUCUACAGCAAAAAGAUUCGAUCACAUCGCGAUUUGCCGCUCAAGAUGAACCAGUGGAAUAACGUGGUCCGGUGGGAGUUCAAGCACGCCGUUCCCUUCCUGCGAUCUCGCGAGUUCUUGUGGCAGGAAGGACAUACUGCGCAUUUGACAGAGCAAGAGGCGGGUACCGAAGUCAUGCAGAUCCUCGACUACUAUGCGCAAAUUUACGAAGACUUGCUUGCCGUGCCAGUCGUCAAGGGGCAGAAGACCAAGAACGAGCAGUUCCCAGGCGCGUACUACACAAAGACCAUUGAAGGUUUCAUCCCAGCUGUUGGUCGUGGUAUCCAGGCUGCGACAUCCCACUGUCUUGGACAACAUUUCGCAAAGAUGUUUGACAUUACCGUGGAGGAUCCACACCAGGAAGUUGCAGCAGGAGCCACCCGCAACAAGGUGCACGUCUGGCAGAACAGCUGGGGAUUCACAACUCGGUCCAUUGGUGUCAUGGUUCUCGUGCAUGGUGACAACAAGGGUCUGGUCAUCCCACCACGUGUUGCCGAAGUGCAGGUCGUCAUCGUCCCAGUGGGCAUCACAGCCAAGACCACUGACGACGACCGCAAGAAGCUCUACGAUGAGGUCGAAGGCCUUCGCACAAUUCUCGAGGACGCUGGUGUGCGCGUGGAGAGCGACAUGCGCGAAGGCUACUCUCCAGGCUACAAGUUCAACGACUGGGAGCUAAAGGGCGUUCCCCUCCGCCUCGAGUUUGGACCAAAGGACUCCGCAAACCACGUCGUCACAACCUCCCGCCGUGAUCAAGAAGGCAAAGGCACAAUCGAAAUUCCAAAUCUCGCCAAAGACGUCCCUGCUCUUCUCGAACAAAUCCAAGCAGACAUGUUCAAGAAGGCUUCAGACGAAUAUGCUUCGCACCGCAAGGUCAUCCGCGAAUGGAAGGACUUUGUGCCAACACUCAACGACAAGAAUGUGCUUCUCGUCCCACACUGUCUCGGCGGCCCAUGCGAGGACCAAAUCAAGGAAGACUCCAAGGGUAACAUCGAAGGCCAAGAAGUCGAUGCUCGCGCUCCUUCAAUGGGUGCCAAAUCUCUCUGUAUCCCUCACGACCAGCCAGAGCCAAUUGCAGAGGGCACUCUUUGCAUUAACCCGAAGUGUGGCCAGAAGGCCGAACAAUGGGUCAUGUUUGGACGUUCUUACUAGUUGCUUCUUGUGUUCCGCGACUUUUUGAGCGAUAGCGUUGGGGAGUGUCUGGUACGGGGACGGUUUACUGGGCACAUGGGGAGCAUGAGAGAGACGAGAGAUGAAAUCAGAACGCAGUGAAAUUGCACGUAGAUCCAAGAAAUACAGGCAAUGCUACCACAUCAAAGUUUCAAAAACACUGACUGUGAUUUCUCAGUGUGUCAUGUACGUUAAGAGGGUAUCUUCAAAGGAGGCGAAGAAGCCGUCCGACCAUGCCGCCAACGCCUGCACCAGGAACACCAGUUACACCUUUUUGGUAGAAUCAAGUCGAAGACAAUGCCCCACCAUGCGCCGCCUCUCCAUCUGGACUAUACAAUGCUUCCGUGCUCGCUGUCCUUCUCAUGCUCUUCUUCACCUCCACAGCCCUCCUCUGCUCCACGAGUUCAAGUCUUUUCCUCAUGACAAAAGCACUUUUAAUCAAGUCGUUGACCUUUUCUGGCUCCUCAGAGACUUUGAUCUUGUUGCUCAUGUACGCCCAAAACUCGCUCUGAUCUUCACAGUCCAUGAGACCUUUCUGAUGAAUUGCAAGUAACGUCAAAGCGACAUUGAAGAUGAACGUCU